Messenger RNA from Nasonia vitripennis (jewel wasp), 4610 nucleotides. RefSeq names its product alpha-protein kinase 1. The record is from RefSeq and is a predicted model, not a curated record. NCBI's taxonomy places the organism in Eukaryota, Metazoa, Arthropoda, Insecta, Hymenoptera, Pteromalidae. The transcript has 9 exons. Gene Ontology annotation, molecular function: DNA-binding transcription factor activity, RNA polymerase II-specific; RNA polymerase II cis-regulatory region sequence-specific DNA binding. Gene Ontology annotation, biological process: anatomical structure morphogenesis; cell differentiation; regulation of DNA-templated transcription. Bases 1061 to 3412 code for a protein of 783 amino acids.
GCUCGGCGCGCUCUUUCAGUCCGCAGUCGUGCACCACGAGCGAACACACGCAGCUGCACACGGGGAGCGCGCGCGCGCCUAUACAGCGCAUACCACACACUGCAUAUUAUAGUCGUCGUCUGCGUGCGUGUGCCUCUGCGACGGGACAGUGUGUAGAUUGAAGUUUUUCGAUUUUCAAUCUCAUCUACAUUUACACUCGGAUCGGUGUGCGCGCGCGCGAGAGAGAAAGAGAGAGAGCGCGGGAAAUCGGUAGUGUGUCACCAGUGUGCCGAGCGUCCAGUGUUAUAUACUUUGAACUCUCCUGGAGAUUUUAGUGCCAAGAAGAUAGUAAUAAUAAUAAUAACGAGCGCACGACGCUAUUAUGUCACACUCCCACGCGAGCGACGGACGGCGCCGCUGCGUUUCUUCGCUCGCCGGCGGCCCUCCGAGUGCCGUAGCCGUCGCGCGGGCUCACCUCUGACACGUGAACCGCCGUUCUGCAGAGAAGGAGAGCUUACGGUGCUGCAGCGCAGUAUAUACACCCGCCUCGUGCGUGACCGGCACCGUUUGAUUUUCCCGCCGCCGCCGCAGCCGUGAGAUUUCGAAGCCGGUUCGAGCGAGCCAGAGAAAGAGAGAGACUGCUGCCCACUAUACACGUAUAUAGUGCACCGCGGGGCUCUCUCUCUGUGAGAAAGUGUUAUAGACAACGGCGGCCCUGUGCGCGCUCUCGCCUUUGACUCUUUUGCGAGCGUCCGGUCGGCGCAAAAAGCGCCGAGGAAGUUCGUCUACUGCUUCUAUACUUGGCUAGACUUCUAACUAUACCAUAGAGGAGGAGGAGGAGAAGAGGAGCGACGAGAUAAGGUCGAGGUGUAGAGUAUCGAGCGAUAACCCGGAAAGCGUAUAGUUGGCCGCAUCGGACGAUCAGCAGCAUCAGAGUCGUCUCCGGCGACUAGGGGGAGGCUGCGCGGAUCAAAGUCGCGUCCUCUCCGAGCGAUGGAUGGUGCUGCGGGGCCCGCUGAUACCUCGGGGCCUCCUCGCAUCGUCAUCGUCACCGGCCGGCAGACGCCCUCGACGAUAAUAUAUGGAUGCCCAUGGCUGGAACCUGGCCGAAAUGUGCCAGCGCUACCACCACGCGGCCGGCUCCUCGGUCCCGACCCCACCCCCUGCGCCGAGCAACAGCUCCAGCAGCAGCAGCAGCAACAACAACGCCAGCAACGCCAACAACAGCGCCUCCACCUCCCAGCAGCAGCAGCAGCAACAGCAGGCAUCGUCCCCGGCUAGGGAGCAGGCUCAGACCCCCGGCAGCAUUGUCCAGCACAUCGACCAGCCCAGCCCGUCCUACUCUCAUUACACAAUGCUGGACAGUUACGAGAGGGGCGAGGUGACCCCGCCGCCAGUGAGCAGUUACGCCGGUUCUCCGGGCUUGCUAGCACUGCACUCGUCGCUCUACGGAACGCCCACCUCGAGGGCCUUCGACAUCGACUCCGGCAUCGACGGCAACGAGAGUCCCAUGUCGAUGGACACGCAGAUCAUACCGAUACCGGGAAUGCUGAGCGGCCCGACGCAGCAGCGUCUCGAGGACAUGUCGUGGCUGGGCUCGGGUCCAUCGCUUCAGGACUACCAGCAGGGACUGGGUCCCAUGUCAGCCGGAGUGAAGAUGUGUCAUCCCGGCAGCGGUUCGGCAGCCGCGAGAAGUCUCAAGGAGCAGCGCAUCCGACGGCCCAUGAACGCGUUCAUGGUCUGGGCCAAGGUCGAGCGGAAAAAGCUCGCCGACGAGAACCCCGAUCUUCACAAUGCCGAUCUCAGCAAAAUGCUCGGAAAAAAGUGGCGAGGCCUGACGCCUCAGGACAGGCGGCCCUUCGUCGAGGAGGCCGAGAGGCUGAGGGUCAUACACAUGCAGGAACAUCCGAACUACAAGUACCGGCCUCGCAGGCGAAAACACGCCAAGCGGGCGCCCGGAGCACCUUCCUCGCCCCCCUCGGCCAGCAACGCUCCGGGCAACAGGCCGAGCCCUGCCGGUGCCGCCAUUCAUCAUACCAUUUCCAAGAUGGACAACUACCAGGGCAUACCUCAGAUGCCGUGGGGCGGGCACUCGCCGAUCUCCUCGCUCUACCACCAGCAGCAGCAGCAGCAGCAACAGCAGAGCAUGCAGGACUACAAAUCGGAGAACAAUUCGCUCUACGGGAGCCCCUACACGCCGAUCAUUCACACGCCCGACAUCUCGCCCGUUGCCAGUCCCGAGCCCGACGGCGACAACGCGCAUCUGUCGGUAGCGCAGAAUCCCGACCCGGAGAGGGACCUGAUGGAGGGCAGCUCGAAGCAGCACAACGAAAUGUCCGAGCAGAACAAGCGCUACGGAUUCAUGAACAGCGACAAUCAGCUGCACGGGGCCAACAUAUCGUCCUGCGGCGCUGGCGGCUACACGGAUACCCUCACUUACAAAAAGGUGAGCUAUCUGAACUUUGAGCGGCAGCAGUCGACGAGCAUCGCGGUGGGCAUCGCGAACGGCAUGAUGGUGUCGUGUAACAAGCUGCGAUCCGGUUUCGACAACGUGGGCAGCGUCACCGGCACCUUCUAUCCCCCGGUGGCCUCUCCUCACGACCAGUCGCUUCACUACUCUCCGAGCCAGCAACAACAGCAGUCCAAGUCAUCCUCUUACGCUAUGCAACAACAACAGCAGCAGCAGCAGCAGCAACAGUCCCAACAACAACAGCAGCAGCAGCAGCAGCAAGUGCAAGACGGAUACAGACAGCAGCAGAUGGGACUGCGCCCCGCCGAGGGCUGCUCCGCAGGCGUGACACACCGGUACCAGAUGUCCCACCACCAAGAGUACCAGCCCGAGAACUCGGCCGGUCAACAGCAGCAGCAGCAGCAGCAGCAACAGGUUCAGAUGGGUCACAUGGAAGCGCCACCGGGUAUGCACGACGAGGACCAGGAGCACGUGAUGCAGCUCGAGAAGUACUUCAACAAGUACAGUCACCCGUCGAACCUCGGCGCAGGUGGUCACUCGAGCCUCACGUCCCAAAACCUUCUCGACAGCAACCACAACUACGCCAGCGACCUGCGCUACUACUCGCCUCAACAGCAGCAGCAACAGCACGUCCAGCAGCAGCAACAACACCAGAUGGAUCUGGCGAACGCGCAGUGUAUUCUCGACGAGCAGGCGGCCAAGGAUCACCAGAUCAACGCUCAAUGCGGUGGUCCCAUGGCCAUGAGCCACGCUAUGGAACAGUACCACCAGAGCCUCGAGGCUUCCAAGUACCAGGAACACCAGCAGCAACAGCAGGUGCAGCAGCAGCAGCAGCAGCAGCAGCAACAGCAACAACAACAGCAGGCCGCACCGGGUCAGAAUUUGGAGCACGUCAACAAGCCUGCCGACGAUGACUUCAGCGUGAUACUGGCCGACGUGCGGAAGACUUGCUACAGCAGCUAGUACUCGUGAGAGAGUUUGAGAUUUUCAUCCGACACGUUGUGAGAGUUAUUACUGAUGAUGAUUCUAUGUAGGUGCAAAUUGAGGGAUUUUAUAACGAUAACUUGUAAAGUUUAUACGAUUUUUCUCUUUGAUUAUUGAUUAGUUACGUAACUUGACGAGUAGACGAAAAAUUAUUAGACCUUAUGCACGCAAGAAACUUUGCAAUAGUCAUCAGACAAUGACUGAUUACUUUGUGAAUCUUUUUUAGUAUAUAGCAAGUGUAAAAUAUAUGCAUGACUUUAAAUAAUGUUGUACAGAAAGAGAAAACACGACGAAAAGCUUAUAAUUUUAACGGCGACGUGCACAAAGUUCAGAUCGAGUUGCUCUGUUUGUCUGCGCUCGAUCUUCUUGUCAUCGACGCGAUUACGCGAGACUUCGAUGAUUGUGAUUACUCCAAGUUCUGACUCCCAUGGAUCUCUUUUGGUGCUUAGGUGAUAUAAAUUCUUAUGAUUUUUUUUUUUUGUACGAUCUUUCCUCUGUCGACUUUAGUAGAUAUUAAUUUAAUCGUUUUCGAGAAUCUUUGAGAAGUGAAAAGACGUAGGAGUGCGUGCAGUUGCGCGCAGGCAUAGCGCGAGUUUCAUAUAAUAGAAAGAAUAAGACGACGAUUUAAGGUCGGUUUUGCGCAGCGAGCCGGCGCUAUAUAAUUUGUAUUUAAAAGAUUUAUCAUAUUCACGUGCAUAUAGAACUUAGAAAGUUGUUUAAAAGACUUAAGUUUUUUCUUCUGACAAAGCGACGAUGCUCUAUUUUCUUUGCGAAAGCAGGUGAUGAUGAGGAAAAAAAGGACGCGAUGUAGUUGUGAAAACACGAGAGCUGGAGCAUCAAAAUGUUGUACUUAUCGAGUAUAAAAAAAGCUGAAUAUUUCUAUUUUUAGAGCAAUACUUUCAUCACGAAUAGUAAGUUUAUUGUGUAAAUAAAGACGUAUGAGCUUCGCCGAUAUUGGAUCGAGGUUUUCGAAUUGUCAGUUCGAUUUAUAUAAGUAUAAAUAUACAGUAGAGAAUGCUCCGAUUCCUGCCUCGGCGCCUCUGUACACGUAUAUAGUACUUAAGACAAUAACCACACGAAAUUAUAAGCGAGGAUUAGAUAAAUAUUUUGCAGGACACGAAACGUGCAUAUAGAAUUUUUGGAUGUAUCUUAUAAAUAAACAAUAUUUUCAAAAAAA